AAGAUUAUCCUACAAGUAAUUCAGAAACUGAAACAAGUGAAUUUGCUAGUAUGCGUAAAGAAAUUGAUGUACUGAUUAAAGAGAAUAUGGAUCUUGUGGAAACGAAGAAUGCGUUGAAUGUUGUGAAGGAUGAUUUACUCUCUAAAAUUGAUUAUUUAACUUCAGAAAAUUUAUCACUACGCGAAUCAGUUGAUAUGCUUACACAUGCACGUGUCAGUCUGCAAGGUGAAUUGACAAACACCGAUCAAAUGUUAAGUGAUGCUCGUUCAGAAAUUACCCAGUUAACUGAAAAGUUAUCAGCCUAUUAUCAAGAGAAUAAAAAUGAGGAGUCAAGUAAUCCAUCUCAACGGAAACGUUUUACACGUUCAGAAAUGGCACGUAUCUUAGCUGAACGUAAUCAUUACAAAGAACGUCUACUAGAAUUACAAGAUGCUGUACGCUUCACAGAGACCCUACGUGUUGGUCAAAAAGGCCAUCCAGAUUUAUUAUCGAAGAUCAUUACAACACCAUCACAACAACAACAACAGAAAGGUGAUACAGUUACACCAGUCAGUGGACCAUUACAAAGUUUACAAAAAUUUUUCUCUGCAUUUACUUCUGGUCAACGUUCUGAAGUUGUAAGUGAAUCUAUGCAAAACACUGAAGGUGGAUCAUCAAUUCUAGGUGCUGACGUCUCCUUAUCUUGGAUAACUCUAUCAGCUAAAGGUACACAUUCUCCAAUAUAUGGUUGGGCUUCUGGAAAGUCUACACAGAUUCAGUCGAACACUGAACAAAGCAUUGAUGAGAAGUCCAGUGAUGAGAAGAAGAAUGAGAAUGAUACUGAUGUACAACAUUUCAGUGUGCCAAUUCCAGUUCAGUGUAGAACAAUCGGUGGUUUACAUCGAAAACACUUAGAGAUAUGUUCAGCUCUUACUGUACCAAUUGUAUCCUUGGAUGGUGAUACGAAGACUAAGUUUCAUUUAUGGUUAAUUGGUCGUGGUGGGCCAGCUGAUUCACAUUUAAGUGAUUCAUCUCCACCCUCAUCAUUGAAUCGUGGUUAUUUAGGUCAAGUGCAUAUCUUUGAACCAACAAAAUUUACACAACCUGUGUAUAGUUUCGAUUUAGAUAAUGGUUUCUUGCCUACAACAGCUGUUUAUGUGAAAUAUGCUAAAGAUUCGGCAACUUUGUCGCCUCAACAAAUGUCGCCAACGUCGAGUGAUGCAAAAAUUGAAUUCACAUGGGAGUUGGCAGAUUCGAAUCCUUAUUCUGAUGAUGCUGAUGCUAAUGAGAAAAUAAAAAAUGAUUCGAAAAGUGGUUGUGUAAUUUUAGCUUCAAAUGAUGGUAGAUUCUUAGUCUUUCAACUGUGCUACGAAUUCAAAUCUAAUAGUCAGUCUAGUGGUGUUGCUGAUGUUCAUACUCAUGCCGGUGACAUUCAGGAGGAUCAACGAGUCUCAACUAAGUGUAGUAUUCGUCUACCACAGAUUUUAUAUAAAUUUAAUACAAACAGUCAAGGCCUUGUAGCUAAUGGAAUGAUUUCAUGUGAUAAUUAUGUAUGCAUUGGUCUGUUCAAUUCACUUGGUACCAGUCAAUUUGUAUGCUUCCAGUGGCCGUUGUUCACUGAAAUCGUAUCUAAAGAUUCUUCAACUCCUGCAAGCUUAAAAACUACUCAUAAACUAAUCAGUUUACCGUAUGAAUCAUUAUCUACUGGUCCUUUGAUUAUGACAUCAGGCAGUUCUGGUGGUGGUUAUUGUUAUUGUUUAUCAGUGAAAUCUGGUGAUGUUAUUACAAGUUUAGCCUUACCCAAUGAAACACCAUGUCUCCAUGCAAUUUGUAUUAAACCCUCCACAUGUAAAUCAUCUGAAUUGAUUUGGUUAGCCGUAUCAGGUAAUCCAACAAUUUGUACACCAUCGAAGACAAGUGCAACAAGUACAGUGAAAACGGACAACGUGUGUGGUGAUGAUAAUGACAGUAAUAAUAAUAAUAAUGCUAGUAGUAGUACUAGUACUGACAAUACUAGUAAUAAAAAUAAAAUGAAUAAUAUCAGCGGUGGAAUGGCACGUCUUCUAGCCUGUUGUCCUAAACAAAAAUGUAUUCUACGUCAAAUUGAUUUAACCGCUGCUUUGUCUUCUAUGAUAGAUAUGGAAGGUGUUACAGAUCCAAUAGACUUAACGAUAUGUCGUUUAUUGAUUGUUCCAAUGACUGUUGAUCGUGAGAUAUGGUUUGCUACUCGAUCUGGGCUUAUUGCUCGUUUACGCCUGGAUUACACAGAAAUGAAUACUUCUCAGCAUGAAAUUGAAUUACCAAAAUCUUCUUCGAUAUCAAUCAGUUGUCAUGGUUACAGACGUCCUGUAUGCAAUCUACUUCUAUUACUUCAAGCUUCUCAGAUGAACGAGAACGAAUUGGAUCAUUUAAUUGUAUCCGUUGGACAUGAUUAUGUUGAUCUGAGACAGAUUUUAUCAGUGCAUAAGAAGAGCAGUGACACUGAUCGAGCUUCCAACAGGACUCAUUAUAUUAAUCGAUCACGACAAAUGGGUUCCGGUGCUCAUGCUAUUGUCUGGAGACUUACAGAAGGGUGUAGUUAA
Trichobilharzia szidati is the source of this 2561-nucleotide messenger RNA. NCBI's taxonomy places the organism in Eukaryota, Metazoa, Platyhelminthes, Trematoda, Strigeidida, Schistosomatidae. The record is from the annotation of a GenBank genome assembly.